Molecule: messenger RNA, 2114 nt
Organism: Anopheles coustani
Lineage: Eukaryota; Metazoa; Arthropoda; Insecta; Diptera; Culicidae
Gene: Vamp7
Product: vesicle-associated membrane protein 7
Exons: 6
Coding region: 616-1320 (234 amino acids)
Biological process (GO): vesicle fusion; exocytosis
Cellular component (GO): SNARE complex; membrane
Molecular function (GO): SNARE binding; SNAP receptor activity
Source: RefSeq, a predicted model, not a curated record
CGUAGCAAUCGCUGCAUCGUUCUGCGUCGUACGUCUUCAUUAUCUCAUUCUACGUAGCCAUUGCAUUUGUUGAACAUCGAAAAGCUACACGGCACAAACAUAGCCACAUACAACGAGGAAUUCAGAAGGAUGGUGCAAUGCAUUUUCGACUGGGACAGUGUGAAAUGAAGGAAAUUCCACUGUCAGCUACUUUGUAGUCCCUGAGGCGAGUUGGACGUGCAUGGCUCAGCAGUAAAGUCUCGUUUGGUCUGAGAGUGUCCGAAUAUUUGACGAUUGUGCAAAACAACAUAAUGGGACAAUAAAAAUAAGUACUGCGAGUGUACGACCAUCACCACCGUCGUCAAAUUAACUUUUCUGCUAUCAAAAAUACAACAAAUAGCCGAGCAGCAUUCGAUACUUCUACUAUACCACCAAUCUUUGGUAGUACGCUGGAAUACCAUCAGUCACUUUCGACGAGACGCCCUGACCAGCAUACGAAAGCCCCCGCACUAGGCUUCAUCUUAUCGCAUCCGCAUACUCAUCACCGCUUUGGAUUGCUACAGCAGCAGUCGCGGCCGAGAGAGGUGAAAGUAACAAGGUUCAGUCUCCGCACCACAACGACUGAUUAACAACAGAAUGCCCAUCUUAUACACGGUGGUAACCCGCGGCCAGAUUGUGCUGGCCCGGUACGCCGAGUGCGUCGGGAACUUCGCCGAGGUGACGGAGCUGAUCGUACCGAAGAUUCAGCUCGAGGAUCAUAAGCUCACGUACCUUCACGGUAACUACUUGAUACACUACAUCUGCGAAAACCGUGUUAUCUAUUUGUGCAUCACGGACGACCGAUUCGACCGAGCGAAGGCUUUUAUGUUCCUGCAGGAUGUGCAACAGCGCUUCAUUGCCACUUACGGGUUGGCGGUGGCCACCGCCAUCGCGUACGCGAUGAACUCGGAGUUUUCGCGCGUCCUGUCGGCGCGUAUGCGCAGCUACAACGAGGGCGGCCAGCAGCUGGACGCGAUCAGUCGCGUGAACGGCGAAAUCGAUGAGCUGCGGGACAUUAUGGUCAAGAACAUCGAGAACAUAACCAACCGGGGCGAGCGGCUCGAGCUGCUGGUCAACCAGACGGAGACGCUGCGCAACAGUUCUGUAACAUUCCGACAAACAUCCCGCAACCUAGCCCGCACGAUGUUUUGGCGCAACGUUCGUAUCUACUUCCUUGUGGCUGCCUUGGUUCUGUUCGCUAUCUACGUGAUUGUCAGCAUGGCUUGCAAGGGACUGCUCUGGGAGGGCUGCAUCCACUCGUCCGCGCCGCAACCAACAAAGCCGCCGAGCGGCGGCCUUUAAGCAUGGUGCGAUGAGCAAACACUGCGGAAACUGGAGCGAGCGCAGAAAGUGAUAGUCGUUUUUUUCGAAGGCAACACGCAACGGAGAGCUAUAUGUUAGAGCUGCGGUGUGUUUAAAACGGCACUGGGUCAGGUAGAUAUAGGAACGAAACGCAAGAACAAUAAUUGCAUACGAAACGAACGGAAUGAAUGCUACUUUGGCGUAGCAAGAUUGUGAUUUGCUAUGGAGCUUUGCUGGGAGCCGCUUACUGUUCGCCAAUCCUUUUGUUUCCGAUCCACCUUUCCGAGCAUCAUCUAUGCUUAUGUUAACGUUCCCAAUGUUUGCUAAUGGUUUUGUAAAUUCGAGCGAUUAAGUUGAAACGCCUUCUGGCAACAGUUUUAUGCGACGAUUCGGUAUCAUUUUACACGUUUCGCGUGUUUUCGAUGUUAUUACAAUAACGUUUUUCGUACAUUUCACGCACUAGCCUUGCGUUAUAUAUUUUUUAUGUGAUAUUUUCGAACAUCAACUUGUGUGCCGGUUUUUUUUUUAUUAUAUAUUAGCUGUUCAUUUACGUUUGCACCGGGUUUAGUUACACGCAGCGAACAUGAUAAUGGUUCUCUCAUAUUUUCUAACCCACCCCCUCCACCUUCCCUUCUUUCCCGAAAAUCCGAUGGUGCGGAUAGCGUUCGUCUGUUCAGAACGAAACACUCUACUUGGAGUAGAUAUAAGACUCUUAAUGAACUUUGAAAGAUCGAGAUAUAGUAUGUAUACACCUACCAGGAUUCAAAAUAUACCCGGCAUUAUAUAAUGAAUUA